This is a messenger RNA of Ostrea edulis (European flat oyster), 3124 nucleotides long. RefSeq names its product transient receptor potential cation channel subfamily V member 6-like. Gene Ontology annotation, biological process: calcium ion import across plasma membrane. Gene Ontology annotation, cellular component: membrane. Gene Ontology annotation, molecular function: protein binding; calcium channel activity. The transcript has a single exon. Bases 1 to 2190 code for a protein of 729 amino acids. The record is from RefSeq and is a predicted model, not a curated record. NCBI's taxonomy places the organism in Eukaryota, Metazoa, Mollusca, Bivalvia, Ostreida, Ostreidae.
AUGGGCGGCAGCGAUUGUUUGGAGAAUACAGAUGAACAAAACGUAGAUUGUGACACUCAAUUUAUAAAGGCAUGUCCCAUUAUUCAGAGUAUAAGAGAGCAAAUUGACUCUGGAGAUAAAGAAGGGGUUCGAGGUCAUUUAAGGGAGAUAUCGAAAAAUAUUGAAAGAUACAAUGACGAGAACAAGAAAGCGUUGAAAAAUCAUUUACUUUUGUAUUUAGCAGUCACAUAUGAUCCGAGCUGUGAAUGUGUCGAGAAGUUUUUGAAAUACCUCCCUGGUGACAUUUUAUCUGAAGAUGUUGACGGCCAAACUGCCUUACAUGUUGCCAUAGUUCAGGGGAAUUAUAAAGCUGUAAGAAAGCUUCUAGAAUGCUGUAAGACGAAAACAUUGUUAGAAAAGAAUGCCUAUGGAAUCCAAUUCAAGAACACUGUUCUUAUGGGACAGCUGCCGUUAUCGGUAGCCGCUCUCAUGCUGAAAGCAAACGAUUCAAACUCGAAAGAUAUUGUAGACCAACUUCUAAAAAACGACGCAUUCAUUUCAAGGAAAAACAGUGGGGGUGAUACAUUAUUUCAUUCGCUUAUCAAAUACGGUGACACUCACCCAGAUAAGAUUUUCGACGUUACUUUUGCUUUUAAGUAUCUGUGGGAGAAAUACACAGAGAUAGCCUCAGAUAAAAGAAAUAGUUUUAAACUUACAGAUAUUUUGUUCUGGGAAAAUAAAGAAAACUUGACACCGUUGCAAUUGUCUGCCAAGCUUGGCGUCGGUGAAAUCUUUGACUACAUUAUUAAUAUUUCAGACGUGUACUGUUUCCAAAAUGCUAAGGAUGGUCUCUUCGACAUCCGAACAUAUGAUGUGACUGAAUUUGACCGAUUAAUGCGGUAUAUAGAAAACGAUGAACAAAAAAAUAGAGAACUUUCAAUAUUAGAAAUGUUAUUUGACUCACGGUGUAGCAUGAAAGAAGCUUUUCAAAUUCUUAACCAGAAAAUAGUUCAAUUCAUCUUAAAGAAGAAGUGGAAAACCUAUUUUGUUCCCAUGGCCUUCUGGCUGGUAAUGCACUUAUUCUUCAUUAUUUUCGCAACAAUAGUGACCGUGCAAAAGUCUGACGUUUUGGUAUGUUCUGACGGAAUCCUAGAUUCGUGUGAUUUAAAUGAAAAUCCCACUGUUAUUGGAGUUGUGUUUCUCUUGGUCGGAUUGACUUACUUUUUUAUUGCCUUUAUGACUGUUUAUAAAUUACUUGCACGCUGUUGUUGCGGAAGUCGUGGAUUAGUGUGGCAUAAUCUUGAUUACAUCAUUUGUUUGACUGUGGUGUCUGUUGGUGCUAUAAUAGAAUCUGUACUUACUUUUUUUCGGACACAUUGGGACUAUCACCUGAUAUGCUUAUUGUUAUGUGGAUGGUAUUUUAUGCUUUAUUUUUCUCCCUUUUUUAAAAAUCUUGUUGUUUUCACAUACAUGAUGAAAGCUGGGCUUUUUGGGGACUUUGUUCCAUUUUCUUUUAUAUUCACAUUUCUUUUGAUAUCGUUUACUACAGCCAUGCAUGUCCUUUUCAAAGGGACGGGUGAAGAUCCAGAGGAAUUCCAUACCUUUGGAGAGUCACUGUUAACCAUGUUUAAGUUGGGGGUUGGUCUCAAUGAUAUCGGUGUUCUAAAUCAAUCAAGAAUCCCGUGGUUAGCCUAUACAAUGUUCGUGCUCUUUGCAAUUUUGUCAUUUAUUCACCUGCUGAAUGCUCUUAUCGCCAUAAUGUCUCAGACGUUUUCAGAUGUUCACAAGGAAAAAAACUCAUAUCACAAGUACCAAAAACUGUGCAUGAUAGAGUUAUUUGAAGAUAUCAUGAUUACUCCUUUUCUGGUUAAACUUGUACCAUGUAUCGAUAGGGCAAAACACUGGACUCGGCGAGAGUUACCUCAUCCAGAUUACAAUAACAAAAGUGGGUAUCGCUGUUUGACAACUGUUCACUCGUUGGACGAUUCUUUUUACGAUAAGGAGGACAAAGAAGAGAAAAUGAAAUCUGAUGUACAAAUUAAUGUAAGUCAAGUGAUUGACUUGAUACGAAAAGGAAAUAAAGAGGUAAUCUAUUUGAUGCAAAAUGCAAAAAAUGAAAACAAAAAUGUAAUCAACGAGCGCGAAGACAUUACAUUCGUGGUGGAAAGAAGCGAUCGCGACCGAUCGCAACAAUUCCCUGAAGUUAACUGAAUUCAUUUAAUUUUCUACACCCAAGAAGAAUAUGCUAGUACAUUUAAUACAAUAUUUUCUUCCUAAAGGAAUGUCUCAGAAAGAUCAAAAAUCCAAUUUAAAUAGCGUGGCAUUGAAUAAGAUACGGAAUAAGAAUUGUUAUGGUAUCCGGGGAUGCUUACUCCUCCUAAGCACCUGAUCCCACCUCUGGUGUGUCCAGGGGUCCGUGUUUGCCCAACUAUCUACUUUGUAUUGCUUAUAGGAGUUAUGAGAUUGAUCACUGUUCGUUAUCUUCACCUUGCAUGAUCUUCAUGUUGAAUGUUUAAUUUUCUUAUAACUGUUGAAUGUGAAUAUGCUUUUUGUGUUGUUAUCACGCAACCAACCAUGUGAAAACAUUAAUUAUCGGGUUCUUAUUUCUGCACAUCUGCGUAUUAUCAGUACUAUGUAUAUUAAACUUUAUUUCACACGUGUAUUUAUAUCAAAUGUAAACUUGACAUUUUUAAUGUGUGUUUGUAAUAUCCCAUUUUCUAGAACUCUUCCUGAUUGUUAGUAAACAAAGGUGGAACGGCUGUGAAUGUUCUUUUCAAUGUAAUUCGUCGGAUUGGCAUUUUGACGUCAACGUUAUUGUUAAGUGUGGCAUUGGUACAUGUAUGUGAAGGAGUUUUCAAAUUAUCUACAUCACAUUUCAAUGACCUUGGUAAAAUUGAUGUUCAAAUGUAAAUAUUUCUAGGUGACAAUAUCAAAGAGAUACAUUUUUUUUUAACAUGUAUUUGUUACUGGAAAUAAACAAAAUUGUGAUUUUCGAGAAAAGUGUUUAUAUCAGCAAUAAUGUUCUUGAAGUCAUCAACACGAUUUUGCAAUAUAUUAAAUUUGAAAUUCUUCAAACAUGUAUUUAGAUGUUGUACUUUCAUAAAACAUGAAUUUGAUAUGAAGUCUCAAAAUAAAUUCAAAUGAA